Molecule: messenger RNA, 1342 nt
Organism: Annulohypoxylon truncatum
Lineage: Eukaryota; Fungi; Ascomycota; Sordariomycetes; Xylariales; Hypoxylaceae
Exons: 1
Coding region: 158-976 (272 amino acids)
Source: RefSeq, a predicted model, not a curated record
CCACCAGCGGCCAACGACCACCCUCCUUAUACGAGAUCCUAUACGAAGGUCCGAACUACCUAGUGUAAUACCUGUGUAUCUAUAGUCGGUACAUACUCUCCGAUCUAUCUUCUCGUACGCACGUGUGUCCCGCCGACCAUACGCACCGCCGUUAAUCAUGCCGCCCUCCGUCUCCGCACCCACGCCCUCCCUCCUUCUCACGAAACGCCUAACCGCGUUCCUCAGCUCGAACCUCAGCCCGCAGAUCCACACGGCCGCGCUCACCACUCUCUCGGGCAAGCUCCUCGCGCACGCGUCGCCCCACCCCGUCGGCACCCUGCGCACGCAAUGCACCGUCGCCGCCUCGAUAUGGGCGCUGUAUUCGACGGGAGAGAGGUAUACCGUCAUCGAAGCAUUGCCUCCGAAACAUAGCGGUCUAGAUACCAGCGACUUCUCGGUUCCGCCGACGCCCACACCGAACGCCGUGACCAUCCAGCUAACAGGCGGCGUAAUGGUGAUACGGCACCUGCGCUGCGGCCUGCUAUUCGUCUGCAUCGGGCCCCUAGGCGAGGACGGCCGACCAUCAACCUCGACCUCCCACGCCAACCCCAACACCACCUCACACUCCAACUCCAAUCUCAACCCCAACUCCGGCUCGCACUUCGGCCCCAGCCUCACUCCCCAGACUCCCACGCACGGCCACGGUCACUCCUCCCAUCCUCACACCCCCCAAAGCCAAGGCCGGCCCACGCCCUCGACCCCGAACAACGCCAGCCACGAAGCGCACCCCCAGACGCCGCUAGGCUCGCCCUCCGAAGUCGCGAGCGUGGCUAGCGCGGGCGCGGCGACGACGGCGAGCGUCGCGACCACGACCAGCGUCGCCGCGACCGCGGUCGUGGCGACGCGGCGCCAGGCGGAGGAGCUGGCGCGCUGGCUGGACGAUAAGCUGGGUAGUCUGGGGGUGUUGGAGGAGGGGCUUGGUGUUGAGGCGAGAUGAUACGGCACGUAUCGUGGAUGCGCGGGUAGUGUAGCUGGGGAAGGGGGGAGGGGGUUGUGUAUUAUUUAUUUUAGGGCUUGGGUGCUGUUUUAAUCCGUCAGCGUUCUAGGCCUCGCUGUUGUGGGUCUGGAGACAGUAUAUGUGUCGGUCAAGAAGGCUUGAUGUACUACUUUAUACUGUGGCGAGAUCCUGCGUUCGAGCUCGGGGGUAGUGUGCGGUGUUUGAGGAAAUCCGCCGGUUACUUGGUUCUGGGGAAGUGUAGGGCUGCUUAGUCUGGCUGGCUGCAAGUAGGGUUUGAGAGCAGGGAGAAAGAAGCUUUGUUGACGAUUCUCUGGCGCCCCCGGAGUUGUUUAUUAUCUAUGCCUA